Molecule: messenger RNA, 2328 nt
Organism: Polypterus senegalus (gray bichir)
Lineage: Eukaryota; Metazoa; Chordata; Cladistia; Polypteriformes; Polypteridae
Gene: pim2
Product: Pim-2 proto-oncogene, serine/threonine kinase
Exons: 7
Coding region: 237-1178 (313 amino acids)
Biological process (GO): protein autophosphorylation; negative regulation of apoptotic process; regulation of mitotic cell cycle
Cellular component (GO): cytoplasm
Molecular function (GO): ATP binding; protein serine/threonine kinase activity
Source: RefSeq, a predicted model, not a curated record
CCGGUCAAUCGGGUUCACUGUUAGUGAGCUGCGUCGUUUUGUUUACGAGUGCCGGCAAGUCGUCGUUAGCGCGCGCUUUGGACUUACAUACGCACAGGACACGUAAUAUUCCUAUUUGGAGUGUAUUACCUUCUUACCGUUAACUUCAACAUCACGGAUAGAAGAUUUUUUUUUUCUUUAACUUGUUAAAGAUGUGGAUUGUUCACAACUGAUUUCAGUUACACUUUAAGAAAAGCAUGUUGGAGAAACUAAUGGAGAAUCUGUCUUUCCACGAUGUUAAAGAGUUAAAGGGAAAAGUGACUCAAGUACGAGAACCUUUCGAUAAGCAGUACAAGGUGGGGCAGCUGCUGGGAAGUGGAGGUUUCGGAUCAGUCUACGCAGCUCAGCGCCUCUCUGACGGCUUACAGGUGGCAGUGAAAAAGAUCUCCCUGGAAAGGAUACAUCAGUGGGCGAGAACUCCAAAUGAACCUGGGCCCGUGCCAAUGGAAAUUGCCCUUCUGCAGCGUUUAUGGAGUGGUGGCACUCCUGCCCCUAAAGGCAUAAUUCGAAUGCUGGACUGGUUUGAGAUGCCCGGAGAUGGCUAUCUGAUUGUUUUUGAACGACCUCAAGCAUGCCAGGAUCUUUUUGACUUUGUUACUGACAGAGGUCCACUGGAAGAAUCUCUGGCAAGGAGGUUCCUUCAGCAGAUCACACGUGCUCUGCAGUACUGUCACUCAAGUGGAGUCGUGCAUCGCGACAUCAAGGAUGAAAAUAUUCUUGUUGAUAUGCGUACGGGAGAAGUAAAGGUUAUUGACUUUGGAUCUGGGGCUCUGCUAAAGGAUACACCAUACUCUGAGUUUGAAGGUACUCGAGUGUACAGCCCCCCUGAAUGGAUUAUCCAUCACCAGUAUCGGGCAGAACCCCUGACUGUCUGGUCUUUAGGGGUACUUUUGUUUGACAUGGUUUGUGGAGAUGUCCCUUUUGAGAGAGAUGAAGAGAUUGUUCAGGGGAAACUGCGCUUCACCAAGCGCAUUUCAGCAGAAUGUCAAUCUCUGAUUCGAUGGUGUUUAGCCUUUCAACCAGAGGAGCGACCAACUUUAGACCAGAUACUGUCCCAUUCGUGGAUGACUGCAUCAGCUGAGGAUGACGACUGUAUGCAGGAAUCCUGCGACUAUGCACCUAGUAAAGCGAGUCUUUGAGGAUAAAGGUUAACAGUGCUUGGACUUCAUUGAGCAGCAACCAAUAUCUUUUGGGCAACAAAAGUUAGCAACUGUUUAAAACUCUGGAGGUUUCACAUUACCUAAUGACUACUCUGAAACCGAUCUGAACUACUGGACAUUUAUAUCUUAUAAUGGAUCAUAAGAUACUAUGUGGUAUUUUUUCCUUAUUUAUUUGCCUUUGUUAACCAAAUUUUGUAAGUGAAGUGCCAAAUUCUCUAACGUUGGACAAAAUAGUUUGUGAGGAAUAUUAUUCCUAAAUUAUAUUUUCAACGUAACAUUAUUUAUUCUAGAAUUAACGUUCAUUUGUAAGCCUGGUUUUACAGGUAUUGGAAUGGGGAAUGAACUAAAGUGUCCCUUGUAUGUGUGAACAGUAUGUGUGGACUGAGCUGACUACAAAAGUUCUCAGUUCGAGAAAGUGAUGGUUUUCUGUAUCAAAACUUGGUAAAUUGUGGUUUAGUUCAGUAAAUUAUUAGACACAUUCCUAGAUCCAUAAUACUCUGGUAUUUGAAAGAAGACUGAAACCAAAGCUGAUUUGAAAGAUCAGUUUAAGCUGCAUUCCAGCAAUUACUGUUAUUCUAAAGCUCUUUACUGAGCGCAUAUCUUGAGGUUCCAGAUGCAUCCCACUGUAAACGAAGUAUAGUGCAAUCUUAAUGCAGUUUCAGAAUCAUUGGACGGGUUGACCUUCCAUGAUUAUUGGUGAGGGGAGUACAUUGAAAUGUAGCUUUUGCAUGCACAAAUUUGUACAUGCAUUGUGCCAAAUGUUUUGCGGUCUUUUAAAGGCAUAAUGUUUUUAAGCUUAAAUGUUUUAAAAUAUUCGAAGGACAGUGAGACCUAACUUUAACCCUUCACUGCUGAUGACCUUGAUGAACCAAUGGAAGCUGAAAUCCAUAAUGUUUAUAUGGAUAUGGUAUGUUCCAAAAAGGAAGCUUUCUACAUAUUUAAAUCUACUAAGCCCUUAGAGAGAACUGGAAACACUGUUAAUUAGAAUUUUCCAAUUUGUGAAUACAUUUCUGGUUAAAUAUAGUUUACACUUUUGUGACUAUUUAAAACAAUGUUUGAUAAGCAAAGAUAAUGGUACAUACCACAAGCAAUAUGUUCACAGUGUUGUUAUCUAAUAUGUUACUUACUA